Molecule: messenger RNA, 1113 nt
Organism: Diversispora eburnea
Lineage: Eukaryota; Fungi; Glomeromycota; Glomeromycetes; Diversisporales; Diversisporaceae
Source: the annotation of a GenBank genome assembly
AUGAAUUCAUCACCACCCAUUAUUAGAACUAAAUCGAAAAUUUCCCUUGAGUAUAAAAAAUACAGAGUAAAAAGGAAUGAACUUUAUUGUAUAAGACAGAAGCAUCGGCAGCAUAAUACGAAUAAGAAUUUCAAUACUAAAAAAAAAUUUAAUUCUUUAAUUUUGAAAAAUACGAAAACGUUUUGUGAGAUAAGACCAAAUUUAAAUUUGGUAGAGGAAAGUGAUUCAGGAGAAUCAACGAUUAAUGAACAACAAUAUAUAAAAUAUUUGGAUAAUUCUAAACGAAGAAAAAGAAAAAGGUUAAUGAAUGAUAUGUAUUCUCAACAUUCCGAAGGCAGUAACGCUUCUGUUGUUGUUGUAAAUAUUGAAGGUGAUGAUUUUCAUUCUUCGGAAUUGAGGAUAUUGAAUGAAUUGAGAAAAAAAUGGGAAAAAAUCCAGCAAACUCGAGCAAAGAAUAAUCAAAGCUCAUUAACUUUAUACUCAAGAUCAAUUGGUGGAAAGACUAUUCCUCAUUCAGGAAAUAAGGAUGAAACUGAUAAAAAUGAUGAAUUAAAAUCUGAUGAUUCAUCAUUUGAUGUGAAAGAAUCAGAUUCUUUGAAUUCAUUUAAUAUUGAUUAUAAUGAUUCCAAAUGUUAUUCAAAAUCUUCAGAAUCUCAAGACUCAACAGAUGAUGAUUUAGAAGAAGUCAAUUUUUCUCAAGAUGGAAACUCUGAAUGUAUUUCUGAAGACGAAGAGGAAAUAUUACUAGAAAGUACUUCCUUAAAUUCGGCAUUUCCAAUCAGAGAAAAAAGUACUACCAUUAACUUUUCACCAUAUGUAACCGGAUUUCAUACGGGAGGAAAGGAAUCUUCUGCAUUAAAACAAUACAAUAAAUCAAUUGAUGAUCUUCCCGAGACCGAUAAUAAUUUUAACAAUCAAAUCAAUAAAGAUAAUAUCAAUGAUGAUGAAGAUUGGGAGACGAUAGAAGAAACAGUAAUUUUGACCAGCGAAAGCUGGGAAGAACCGGAUGAACUCUAUACUGAGGAUGAAGAAGAAAUAAUUUUGCUUACAAGUGAAGGAUGGAGAAAUAACAGCGAGGAAUCGAUGGAAUCAAUUGAUCUUGUCAAAAUCUAA